Magnolia sinica is the source of this 1473-nucleotide messenger RNA. Its product is annotated as E3 ubiquitin-protein ligase BIG BROTHER-like. The transcript is spliced from 11 exons. Gene Ontology annotation, biological process: protein ubiquitination; negative regulation of organ growth. NCBI's taxonomy places the organism in Eukaryota, Viridiplantae, Streptophyta, Magnoliopsida, Magnoliales, Magnoliaceae. The coding region runs from base 455 to 1264 and encodes 269 amino acids. The record is from RefSeq and is a predicted model, not a curated record. Gene Ontology annotation, molecular function: ubiquitin-protein transferase activity; ubiquitin conjugating enzyme binding.
ACAAAUCCCUUUCAUUUCAUGCUCCCCUUCCGUGGGCCCCUCCUUCUCCCCCUCCGAAGAACAGACUCUCCGGCACAACUCUCUCUCUCUCUCUCUCUCUCUCUCUCUCUCUCUCUCCAAAUGCCCCUGGAAAACGCUCUGAUGUCUCAUUCUCUUUUGCCUGAAAUUUGAAGCUCUCUCUCUCUCUCUCUCUCUCUCUCUCUCUCUCUCGUCUCUAAAAAAUCGCGCGAAAACAAGAUGGCAGAAAUCAGGAGAAGUUCUGCGGAAGUGGAAACAAGGAAACUGAAGCGAACGAUCAAUGGCGGUGAAAUCUCAGCGAUUUCUGUCAAUCGGUUGAUGGAUUUGCAUACUAACUCGUCUGAAUGAGGAAGAUGAGGAAAACAUAGAUACGUUUUGUGGAUGCUGUCGGAUGAUUUUGAAAAAAAGGAAUACUGCUUAGUUCUUUUUUGGUUGAAUGAAUACAUACUCCCGAGAUUCUCACUAUCAACGUUCUUGGGACAUAACAGAGCAGUUUGAAAUGAACAGCAACCGGCAGGCGGAGGUCCACUACAUAGAUACUGGAUUUCCUUUCACCAUCACUGAGAGUUUCAUGGAUUUGUUUGAAGGCCUUACAUAUGUUCAAGCGGAUUUUGCUCUUGCUGGAGCCUUGCAGGAUCAGGAAAAUUCAUAUUGGUCGAUGCAUAUGAGUCCAUACAAGUAUGGACUGUCUGGUUCAGGCGGUUCUCCAUAUUAUAGUCAUACUCAUGGCGAUGAGGUAAACGAUAAUGUACUGAGAAUGGACGAGAGCAGGAGGGCUUGGUAUAACUCUUCAGUGACGAAUAAUGAAGUUCCGCCGCCACUAGUUCUGCAUGGAGGAAGUGAUGAUAUGACCACACAAGCUAGCCCUGAGGAAUGUAGCAUACGGAAUCACCACAAUGCGAGUAGUUCUCAGGUCAUUUGGCAAGACAAUAUUGACCUAGACAAUAUGACUUAUGAGGAGUUGCUGGAUUUGGGUGAAGCAGUUGGAACUCACAGCCGAGGUCUUUCCCAAGAACGUAUCUCUUCACUUCCAAUCUCAAAAUACAAGUCUGGCUUCUUCUCAAGGAAAAAGUCACGAUGUGAACGGUGCGUGAUUUGUCAGAUGGACUAUAAAAGAGGUGACCGGCAAAUGACUCUGCCAUGCAAGCACAUCUACCAUGCCAACUGUGUGACCAGAUGGCUUAGCAUCAACAAGGCAUGCCCAGUUUGCUACAUUGAGGUAUUCAGCGAGGAAUCCAGGCAUUAGAACUCUUUGGUGAGCUCAAUCACGGCUCUCUGUUUCCACGGGCUUUGAACAUGUGAACUUCUUCCAAUGAAUAGUUGGAGUUUAACACAAACUGCGUUGAUUUUUUUUUUUGGUUCCUUUUACAUGUUUUCUUUAGCAGAACCUUCUUAGACUUGUAAUAAAGAAUCUAAUGAACCAUUUGGAAUGGAUCUUUCUGUGGUUGUGGUUGA